Molecule: messenger RNA, 213 nt
Organism: Cylicocyclus nassatus
Lineage: Eukaryota; Metazoa; Nematoda; Chromadorea; Rhabditida; Strongylidae
Source: the annotation of a GenBank genome assembly
AUGCAUGUGCUACAAAUGCUACUGCUUGUGCUUCUCGUAUCGUCCGUGUAUGGUAAGCACAGAAAAAAUCCCGAGUUGAACCAGUGUGUCUCUGAUUGCCUGCACAAAUAUCCAAGAUCAUUGAAGAACACAUAUGAUAAGCACAAGGGCUGCUACGAAUGGUGUAGAAUGGCGUUGACGCAUAAUCUCAAGAGUCUAUAUGGGCAAGUUUGA